Pyrus x bretschneideri (Chinese white pear) is the source of this 677-nucleotide messenger RNA. RefSeq lists its product as uncharacterized. Bases 61 to 441 code for a protein of 126 amino acids. Lineage: Eukaryota; Viridiplantae; Streptophyta; Magnoliopsida; Rosales; Rosaceae. The record is from RefSeq and is a predicted model, not a curated record. The transcript has a single exon.
CUCUCCCUCUAGCUAUAUAUAUUUAACAUCUCUGUCACUAGCUCUAGCCGUGGAGAAAAAAUGGGCAACUGUUUAGUUCUCUCCAAGGAGGACAAAGUUUUGAGGGUUUUGAAGACAGACGGGAAGGUUUUAGAAUUCAGAGCACCAACCCUAGUUAAGGACAUUUUAUCAAACUUUUCGGGCGUCGGUAUCGGUUUAUCAAAGCAAGCUUCGGAGCAGCUUUCCCCUGAUUGCAAACUGAAGCUUGGGAAGGUUUACUAUAUGACUCCCCUUCCGGGUUCUGCAGAAAAUGACAGUGCUGCUACAAGAAGGAUUAAGAUGGUCAUAACAAAGCAACAGCUUCAAGAGCUACUGACAAAGAAAAUAUCAGUACAGGAGGUACUUUCAGAUUCAAAAAUUUGGAAACCGAAGCUCAGAUCCAUCCCCGAAGAAAUCGAGUAAAGUAACUAUGGUUACGUUCCGGCGUAUAAUCUUCAUGUUCAUGAUCUAUGGCUGAUCAUAUACACCUUUGAGUCAAACGUUCUUAGCUUUUCAUUAAUUUAGUCUUUCUUGUAAAACACGUAAUGAAUGAAUGGCCAUUAAUAUUUUCUAGUCAUGCAGCACGAUCUUUUGUGGACUUGUUAGGUUGGAUCUUAGUAAGCACUCGGCGAGACACAAAAUCUAUGGUUAACAAUUAA